CUUAUUUUGACAUCUCUGUCGCCAACCUCUUCAUACUCUCUCAAAAUUGCCCAAAUUCAACAAUCCGCGCAAUGAGCCCUACGAAGCGACGAAGGCUUUCAGCAGAGGAGGACCGUGACGCAGAACUCUCGGACGGUGCAUCUUCAAAUGAACAAAACUUCGCGAACGCACGUCCAGACGCGCAUAGUUCUGAAAGCGAAGCUGAAACCGACGCCGAAAGCUUGUCUACGGAAGAAGAAAUUGCAGAGGCACAGAGACCCAUCAAAUCACAGAAGACGCAGAAACGAAAACGACGUGCUACUUCGCCCUCUCGAUUUGGUUCCACUCUGCAGGCGCUCUUAAAAACGGAUGCACCGACAAACCAGCCUCUCGCAUUAAAACCAUCGGUCGCGAAACGACGAACGGACGAAAUACUAGAAGGCAAGGCCAAAAAGCUUCUAGAAGGUGAAAAGAAGGAGAGAGAGGAGAAAAAUCAUAUACAAGACGUGAUCGGAGGUUGGGGAGCUGAGCGCGAAAGGUCCCUUAGGAAGGUCGCACAGAGGGGAGUGGUAAAGUUGUUCAACGCCAUUCAGCAAACUCAGGCUGCAGCAGUGGCCGCUCAAGAGGAGGUUAAGGCUGCACGAGGAUCGGGUAAACCUUCGCUGCCAACACCUGCUCUGGAUGCUAAGAUGAAAAAGAAAAGUACUAGCAUGCAGAGGCCCGAGAAAGCUUUAAACCAAGACGCAUUUCUCCAAAUGAUUAAGGCGGGCGGUGUGCCACCGGUGCAACAAAAAGUAAUUGUUCGCAAGGAAGAGUGGGAUAAGCGGCUGCAUGAGGUCCAGAUUUCGAAACAUGAUUUAAACCGGCUUGUAAUGGAUUACCUUGUCGUCGAGGGCUACAAAUCCGCGGCCGAGGAAUUCAGUAAGGAGGCAGAGGUGUCUCCUGAUGUUGACUUCCGGACAAUUGAAGACCGAACGGUCAUUCGAGAGGCGCUGCAGCGCGGCGACGUUGAAGAGGCAAUCAUGCGAGUCAAUGAACUAGAUCCAGAGAUUCUAGACACGCACCCCUCACUGUGGUUCCGCCUUCAGCAGCAGAGAUUGAUCGAGUAUAUCCGCCAAGGCCGCACGACCGAGGCGCUGCAGUUUGCCCAGGAGGAACUUGCGCCGCGAGGCCAAGAGAGGCCAGAAUUCUUACUAGAGCUAGAGCGCACGAUGGCGUUGCUUGCAUUUGAGUCGACGCCGUCUGUACCGCCCGCUAUCGCAGAACUGUUAUCGCCGGCGCAACGGUUGAAGACGGCCGGUGAGCUGAAUGCGGCAAUACUGGAGAACUUUAGUCACGGGAAGGAGGCGAAGCUUGUUGCAUUAAUAAAGCUUCUAUGCUGGGGCGAGGCGGCGCUCGAGGAGAAGGCCGAAUUCCCGAAGGUCGAUCUUCGCGAUGGAUUGUAUUCGGAAGGGCCGCGGUAGACAAGUUAUAUACGCUGCUCUUGUGGACCUGUGUCGCUCUGCUAGGGCCUGUUGUAAAAUAGAAAAAUAUGUAUACCAGUAAUGUACCGACAUAGCCAUAAAUGUCGAGGUGAAUAGAACUGUU
This is a messenger RNA of Fomitiporia mediterranea MF3/22, 1566 nucleotides long. RefSeq lists its product as uncharacterized. Gene Ontology annotation, molecular function: protein binding. The record is from RefSeq and is a predicted model, not a curated record. Lineage: Eukaryota; Fungi; Basidiomycota; Agaricomycetes; Hymenochaetales; Hymenochaetaceae. Bases 72 to 1442 code for a protein of 456 amino acids. The transcript has 7 exons. Gene Ontology annotation, biological process: rRNA processing.